Messenger RNA from Sebastes umbrosus (honeycomb rockfish), 2199 nucleotides. RefSeq lists its product as uncharacterized. The record is from RefSeq and is a predicted model, not a curated record. The transcript has 5 exons. NCBI's taxonomy places the organism in Eukaryota, Metazoa, Chordata, Actinopteri, Perciformes, Sebastidae. Bases 622 to 1047 code for a protein of 141 amino acids.
GACAGCUGAGGGAGCCAACAGCAUCCCUCAUCUUGAAGCCAUCAGACCAAUAGCAGGGUGUUGGGGGAGGGAGCUGGCCGAGCUCAGCUCUCCUUGCAGCAUCCCUGGAGCAGCCUCCUCUGUUGUGUGAAACACAAGAAAGGACAAGACGAGGGGGGAGUGGAUCCAAAGAGGCAACCUGAGAACAGGAAGGUGAUCUCCUGUAGGCUGCUGGGAUAGGGUUACUCUAGUGUGUGGAGUCCAUCUUCACAGAGAAAUGGCUGUUUUGUCAGUGUAAACAGCCUGUGCAGUACCUGCAUUGCUAAAGGGGAAAGCAGAAGAAGAGGAGGAGGAGGAGGGGCAGCUGUUGGAGGAAAUGCUGCCUCUUCCAAUGAAAUUUUCCCCUCUUUAGCUAACCCCGGCCUGCAGCAGACCACUUCUGAAGUCAUGCAUGUUGCAUGUUAAGUUUUAGGUUUUAUUGUCCAGAUCAUUUGGCCAAAGCAUCAUCAAUGCCUCAGCAGACCUCAAACCAGAGGGAAGACACCUGUAUCGACCAUGAGACGCACUAAAGGCUGAGCGACACGACAACAUCCACCCAGAGAUUGAAGAGACAUCCUUCAGUUGAAACUGUUACACCUGACCAUGGCUGUAACUGCAGCUACGACAACAACAAGUUUUCUCUCCGCAACCGCCACGACCACCGCAAUCCCCUUCCUCUCAACGGGCAAGAGCGCCAGAGACAAUGUCACCUCCAGGACGACAUUAAUGACUGUUACUAUAACAACAACCAACGAAACCAGCUUCAAUGCCACCACGUUUCCGGAGGCGGUGAUCGAGGGCUCAGGAAUGGGAAUGGUGCUCGUACCCUUUGGUAUCAUCACCGUCAUUGGCUUGGCAGUGGUAAUUAUGCUGUAUAUUCGGAAACGGAAGCGGUUGGAGAAGCUGAGGCACCAGCUCAUGCCCAUGUACAACUUUGACCCGGCUGAAGAACAGGAUGACCUGCUGGAACAGGAACUACUGGACCACGGCCGGGACGGCAGCGUCACGGGUCCCAAUGCCAAGUUUUGACAAUGGCAAAAUGGUAAAAGGCAAACAUGGUAAAGUAUCACCUGGGUGUCUUUCGAACCAUCUCUCUGAACCUCUUUUUUUCCCUAACAAUCCUCAUUCUGUCAUUAUUUCAGCAUCUCAAACAAACACUAGUAGGUUAGAUGUUGUGUAAUGUUGUCAUUUCAUAUUAACUAAUCUGUAUUAAAGUAACAGAGGACACACUCAGUCUUUACCUUUGAACAUCUAUAUUAUCUUUCAUCCUUUCCUUUGUGCUCCCUCAACUUAAUACAUUAUUCAUUGAAUAUUCCAGGGGCCACAUGCACAUAAAACAUAUGCAAAAUACCGCCUUAUUUUUGAAUAAUCCAUCCAUUUAUGUGUUUAAUACACACACACCAUCACACAUAGAAGGCUUCAAGUGGUAGAGUACAGUAAGAGCAAUAUGUUGAGAAGCACUGAUAAAGACAAAUAUAAAUACUGUAAGUGCAGUGUUGUUAAUUAGUUUAUUUUUGUUCAGUAGCCAAAGUUUCAUAACAUGAAUGUAAGCUCAGGAUCUCAAGCUCAAGGCCCACUUACGUACUAGCUGUUUCCACAGCUUUCAACUACAUCUCACACAUGGCAACUGAGCCAAACAGGCGAAAUGACUCGCUGGCACCCCCUAAAACGUUGGAAAAAUUGAGCCCCUCAUUCAGGUUUCACCUACAUGUAUGAAAUUUUGUAGGCAGACGUAACAUGGGGAGAUGCACAAAAAGCCUCUUGGAGGUAUACCCAGAAUCCAACGGGAAGUCAGCCAUUUUGAAUUGAAUGGGCCAUUUUCGCGGUCGUGCCUAUAAGGGAACCAGCAAUUUGCGGAAUCUGAUCUGAGAUCUGCAAGACUUGCAAAGGCUCUCGCGAGACUCGCUGCCCAAUGACCUAUCCGAAACUUAACCAUUCAGUCAAUGCCUAAUGUUAACUAUACAAGGUCAAUGCCUAACCAUAAAUAUUCAAGGUCAAUGCCUAACUUUAACCAUUCGAGGUCAAUGCCUAACCUCAACUAUUCAACGUCAACGCAUAACCUUCAUUAUUCAAGGUCAAUGCCUAACCAUAACUAUUCAAGGUCAAUGCCUAACAAUAACUAUUCAAGGUCAAUGCCUAACCAUAACAAUUCGAGGUCAAUGCCUAACCUUAACUAUUCGA